Amoebophrya sp. A25 is the source of this 5210-nucleotide messenger RNA. Lineage: Eukaryota; Dinophyceae; Syndiniales; Amoebophryaceae. The record is from the annotation of a GenBank genome assembly.
GGAGGUGGUGGAACAGCUGCUGGCGCAGGCGCACCGCCUAAUGCUGUGUCCCUUCCGAUAUUUGGGAGUCACGUGACGGCAUACCUGACCUCAGCGAGUAUAACGGCCGGACCAACAGGCUCGUCGUCCGGGAUUCCCAUGCACUCAGGAGAUGGUCUUAAUGCAGGGGCUCCCUUCACGCUCCAUAUUCCGCCCGGUGCACACCCUUCGUUACCUUUGGGCGGAAACGCUUUGGUUGCCAACCCUUUUGUGCUUGACAGCAAUGCCACUUCAUCAGCGAAUUCCUGGUGGUCAACACCUGCUGUUGGUUUGCCGAGCGGCGCUCCUGCUCCGGCGUCCUCCUCAAUUUCCAACUCGAAUGAAAGUGCUAAAUCAACUAAGGGCAAGGGCAAGUCCUCCGGAGUAUCUGCUUUGGCGAAGGACGCAAGUACGUCGUCGGGGAUGCCGAUGCAGACUGCACAAGUAAAAUGCUUUAUGGUGAAAGGUGGCGCUGCACUGCCAAAGGGCAAGUCGCCGUGGAGCUAUCCCUUCGGGCUACCUGAAGGGGGAGAAUUGGUGGGUACCGAUAUGUUUGGAAGCUACGGCCCGAUCUCACUCAACACCGGCCUCGUCAAAAGCAAAACUGCAUCGGAAGCUGAAGCAUUGAAAGCCGGGAAAAAGGGACCCGCGCCAAGCAAAAGUAAAGCGGCUAGCAAGGCGGCAGCAGCAGGUGGAUCCUUUAGCGAUGUGCCCCCACCUCUAACAUGGGAGGCAGUGUUUUCCAAAGAAAAAGGCGGAAAGCCCUCUAGUGUGCCAAAAUUUCUCGUCAGUAGUUUUCCACCAGUUUCUACUGUAUUUGCAGGACUGCCACCUGGAAGUAGCACAUUGGGUGGAUCGUCGAGUGCCUCAGCAAGCGGUGCGAACUUGCUCGGCAACCCUUUUAUGGCUAGCUUAGUGUCACCGGAGAGUAGUUGGCCUGGCAGCAAGGCUCCGGCGGACACUAGCAGCGCGACUGGCAAAACUUCUUCCAAGGACAAAAAAAAGAACGACAAGAAGGCUGAUGGGAAAAGUAGCAAGAUGGAAGUGAUAAAAAACAAAUCUGUAAGCAAAUUCGAGCUAUUUCUUCAUGCGAAAAAGGAGAAGGACAAGAAGAAAUGCAAACCAAAGUCCUUUACUGAUACGAUAAUGAUGGAAUACGAGAAUGCUACUCUGGCGCAUAACAUUGAGCAAGCGCACAAAGAUCUACAAAAACUGACAUACUACAUAAAGGGCCUGUCCCCUUCUACGACCGCGGCAAUCGAGGCAGCGAAGCAAAAAGUCAAUACAAGCAGCAUAGGCGCGACGAGUAGUAAGAAAGCUGCCGCGACGUCCUCGACAAGCACCGCCAAGUCUGGGGGUAAGAAAUCCACAACAUCCACAUCAGCGGGAACUUCUACAGCGACAUCAUCUUCCUCAACCAGCACAUUUUUAGCGCACCCACUUGCUACACUUGAAGGACUCCAGAAUUUUGUGGAUCAAUUGAGUAUGCCCCUACCAAGUGGUUCUAGCGCAAGUUCCGGUUCGGUGUCCGGCAUUCCUGGCCCAUAUUCUUUCUGGAGUGGUGGACCGAGCAGUCUGGCAGGGCUCACCCCGAAAGCGUCCUCGUUUUGGUGGCAACCGGGAGGCAAAGGCGCAGGGUCAAAGGGUGUAUGAACAGUUGGAGGCAACAUCAGCAUCUUUGAUUUCUACUUAUACUAUCACUUAGAUGUUGGUCAGUAUUUCUUGUCGGUCGUCGCAGGCUCCAUAUAACCAUGGAUUUGCGCUAGUAUAUGUCUGCAGAAGUUACAAUAAAAUCGGCAUGAAAAAUAAUGCUGCUGAUAAUUUGGUAAUCUGACUGUUCUAAAGACAUAUUCAAAGAGAUCAGAUAUUAUAAGAAUUAGUCACAUUGAUUCUUCCCAUCAAAAUUUCCCACUUUCAUAUCAUUUUGGCGGCUGGCAUAGUCACAAGUUCGCCAGCGCUAUGGAAAAAGCGUUUGGAGGCGAGCCAGUUUCGACAAUGACAAAGGCUGAAAGGCAAAAGAAGAUUGACGCUGGUCUGUCUACAGAAAUGCACGAGGCUCUCGCAGAGAAGCUACGAAAAAUACGGAAAUUUCUCGAAAACAAGUCGGAGAAGUUCGGAAGGCAGGUUACUGCUGACGCAGUUGCUGCACAAACAGAGGCAGAGUUCAACGACAUCACUGGCAUCCCAAAAGCCUGGUGCGAAGAGUACGAAGCACUCUACAAGCUAAUCGUCACGCAGCACGCGACAGCAAAGACAAAGCUUGCGUCUAUCGUGCAUCAAAAACUGGUCGCCCCCGCACUUGCCCUUCUCCACGGGAGUCAGAAGGAACUCCAAAAAGUACUGUCGUCGGCGAGCCUUUCUAAUAGUAUGAUAGUCACGUUUCUAAAUUCUGAUUCUCCAUCCGCAAUAAAUUGCAUUAUUUUAUUUAUAUAUAAUACGUUGAACACACUGAAUUCGAAUCAGAAUUAAUAGAAGUUCUGUGUCGGAAAUCCAGCUGUAGGAGCUGUACCGACCAAUUAGUUUCUCGACUCGAACUCGUCGAGUUUCUACCGUGUUACGAUGUAUAUAUUAGGAAGUGGUAUACUUCUACAUAGACAUGAUUGACCUAGUGCUAGUAGUACUAGUAACUCACUUCAUGAGGUCUAUCGUCAAGUUUCAUCUAUACUGUAUUUUCGUCCCAUGAUCCCAGGUGAACAAGGCCCCUGCGAUUCAGAUAUGGAACCAGAAUUGCCAGCUAUUAAAGUUUAGAAAAAAACCGUGGAUCGCAGUCGGAAAGCAUGCUUCUUGUGACAUACGCUUUCAAAAAAACGAGAACGAUUGGACUUCAGACUUCAUGGCGACUCCUGAAAUCGAGUGGUAUUGUUAGUAGACAGCUUAGAGCCUUUAUUUCCUAUGCCUAUGCCUUUCAAGCUGACGGAAAUUCUUUACCUUACUAUUGUGGCCAUCUAAUGCGAUGAAUUUCAUACAUAAUGUUCUAGUAAGACGGGACCUGUAACAAGUUAGCAACAUGUGGUUACGUUGUAUAUGUAAGAAAACAAGUCGCGCGUUGUAUAACAACUAACUGCCUACAACAAACAGUUUCCUGCUUUGGGUUGAUUAUUUGAAGAGCUGGGUCGUUUUCGAUUUGCAUAUUGAAGGGCGAAAGGGGAUCUGGACUACGUCGCGAUCGAACGGAAGUCGGUCCCUUGCGAAUUCAGUUCCUUUUUCUCCCGCGUUGUGCAUGGACGGUUCGCUGGAUCCAUUGGAUCCUCUCGGAGAUUCUGGAUUCGGCUCCUCAUCCUCCGGUAAAAAGGGCCUGAGUGCCAGUAUUAUGGCUCGUCUUUUAGUUUAUUUCGCAAUUUGUAGAUGCCCUACUCCUGUCUAUGUAUAAGCAUGUAGAUGAAGAGUUUGAAUCUCCUGAGCAAAGUAAAGGACUCGGAUUCUCUUUGGUAUAUUAGUGAAAUCAAUGGGAGUCCAAGUCCCCGAGUUUCAUGCAGUAAAAAAGUCUAUAUCGAAGCCGAUGUUGAUGAAGCACUGGCGCUAAUGAUACUGGGUUAAGCAGCAUUUAUUUCUCAGACUCAUCGAGCAGUGCAAAAGCGAAGUUUGCGAAGAUGCUAGCACUAGAAGGUGGCGCGGAUUUUGUUCCUGUCUCAACAUCAAGUACUAGUACCGCGACUGGUGCAACGUCCUCAAGUGGGGCAAGUACUGGAGCUACCUCUUGGGGAGCUUCAACUUCGUUGUUGACAUACAAAGCACCGUCUUCUUCGAACAAUACCGGAGGAGUUGCAGGAGCUCCAUCAACCACGACCACAUCGACAGCGAAUCAACAGCUUUAUAAGGGUGGUGCAACAAAAAAGGCAACUUCUAGCACCUCUUCAACACAUAAAGCUGCAAGCAAUGCUCUGUUGGGCGGUGCAAGUGGUAAAAGCGUCAAAGGAACUACAGCAAGUACGACCAGUAUUUCGUCUUCAAAGGCACCGAACAAUCUUGAGUCUUCGUUAGCUAGUAAACAGAAUCGUGCGACGCGCCGGUUGCUAGAUUUUGCCCAAGAUGAGAUGUUUUCGUUGAAAUUAGGCUCUGUCCACUCCAGCUGGAAUCAGAAAUUUCUGCUCUGUAACAUGCCUCCAGAAGAAGAAGAGAACAAGGAAGUAGUCGCACUUGAGCAGGAUGUUCAGCUUCAGCUUCAGCAAGACGAGGAGGAGACCGAGUUAGAAAAGAAUAAUGAUGUUGCAGCAAGACCUGACUCAUCAGAUAGCUACAAGGAGACGAAAAAAGCCAAGACAGCUGGUGCUUCAAAUAAAACAAAAACAUGUUCUAGUACAGGAGGAGCAGGAAGUGGAAAAACAUCGUCUAGUACAGGUGUCGGUGAUAAAAAUGGGAACGUCAUCAAGACUACUUCUGCUAUAAAUAAAACGUUAUCUUCCUCUAGUAGUUGUUUGCUGGAAAUCGAUGAUGAAAAUUUGUGCCAGACUUGUAUGUGUGCGCCAGUGGAGGUCGUAACCUAUCCUUGCCAACACAAAACGUUGUGCAUCGAGUGUUUCCAAAUCAUUGCGACCACGAGCUCUGCGUCGCAAAUACUGCCGAAAAUGAGCGCACAAUGUCCUCUUUGCCGCGCGAACGUCUCACGUAGUGAACCUCUCGUGUGGAAAGAGGCGUUUGAAAAAAAGACUGGAAGCCUCGAUCCUUGAAAAAAAGGCGUACAACUCCUGGUAAGCUCUGCUCCUUGCGGGUGACGCUAUCGAGAGCGCAUCGGCGGAAUGUAAUAUGAGGCGAAGCUACAGUGCUGGUUUAGCGAUCAUCUGCAUCCUCACACUCUCUUUGCAGAAUUCUGCGACAUGAAGUGUGAUUGAAUACGAAAAAGAUUUUUUUGGUGGAGUUGAACUAGGAUUUCAAAAUUGAGAAUGUUACUCGAUCCCCAUCAUUCUAGUUUUUUCUCUUUACAUAAAUGCUUGUUGUACAAUGAAGAAGUCCUCAGCUUCUCGUGAUUACGAAGGAACGUCACUGUUACAACUAAGUACAUGAUACUAGGUUUUUUCAUUUCGCUCUGCGAUAAUGCCUCCAUCUCAUAUCCUCACAGCACAUCUCAAUCUCAUAAUUUAAUACAGGUAUCCCCUACCUAGGGCGGAAUUUUUUCUGCUUUGAUCAUUUUUGCUUGAUAUAGUUCGUUCAUCUAUAUUUGGGAAGCGCAGGCGCAAGCCGUGUGUUUGUUUUAU